CAAACGUAUUUUGUAGUGGGUAGCUAACUGAUUGGUUGAAGAGAAUGGGAACGAACGUGGAACAUCAUUGAGGUCAUCAGGGUGUCUUUGAAAGGUUAUCGAACGUCGUCUUCUCGAACUUGAAAUCCGUUACUGUUACAUUACUACCCGAAGUUCCGCUGCCUGAACAUGCUGCCACGAAUUCUGAAGCCAACAUUAUCCGUCGCUCAACAAGGAGCCAAGGGGCUCUCGACGAGUGUCAGACGCGAUGCCAAGGUCGCAGUCAUGGGCGCCAGCGGUGGAAUCGGUCAGCCGCUGUCGUUGCUCUUGAAACAGUCUCCUCUCAUUACCGAAUUAUCUCUAUACGAUAUCGUGAACACACCAGGUGUCGCUGCAGAUCUCUCACAUAUGGACACAAAAGCCAAAGUAAAGGCAUUCACUGGACCUAAUGAAUUGAAGGAUUCGGUCAAAGGAGCUCAAGUAGUUAUCAUACCUGCCGGUGUACCACGCAAACCAGGAAUGACCAGAGAUGAUCUUUUUAAUACGAAUGCAUCUAUAGUAAGGGAUCUUGUUCAGGCUGUGGCAGAGAGUUCUCCAAAAGCACUUAUUGCGAUUAUUUCAAAUCCAGUUAACAGUACAGUACCUAUUGCUGCCGAGGUAUUGCAGAAGGCUGGUGUCUAUGAUCCUAAAAGAUUAUUUGGUGUAACCACACUAGAUAUUGUCAGAUCAAAUACAUUCAUUGCCGAAGCUAAAGGUCUUGAUCCACAGAAGACAUCGGUACCGGUUAUUGGAGGACACAGUGGUAUCACUAUCAUCCCACUUAUCUCGCAAUGCAAGCCAUCGGUCUCCUUUCCCGAGGAUCAAUUGAAGGCUCUCACUCUAAGAAUUCAGGAAGCGGGUACGGAGGUUGUUAAGGCGAAGGCGGGUACAGGCUCUGCCACGUUGUCGAUGGCAUACGCAGGUGCUCGAUUCGGUUUGUCGUUGGUCAGAGCACUUAAUGGUGAACAGGGUAUUAUUGAGUGUUCUUACGUUAAGUCCGACGUUACACCGUCGAAAUACUUCUCGACACCUAUUGUCUUGGGCAAAGGAGGAGUUGAAAAGAAUCUUGGCCUUGGCACUCUCAGCAACUACGAGAAGAAGCUAUUGGACGAAGCUAUUCCGGAACUCAAGAAGAAUAUUCAGAAAGGAGAGGAUUUCGUGAACAAGAAGUGAAUACUGCCAAUUUGGAACUAGAUAGAGGUGUGAUUGACCAUGAACUGGAAGGAAUCGACGAUUAUCAGUAUUCGUUACAACAAUCCUCGCGUUGUACGCGAAUCGUUGUAUUCGAAAGGGGAAUCCUUUCGACAUGCCAAUCAGUAGAUAAGCCCGUCUUGUACACUGUAUAAAACAGAUCGAAAUUCAUUCGUUACGAGUCAGUAAAUAAACGAACAAGAACCGAAAGACAAAGCGAACGGUUUUAUUGCUAUACGAACAAUAUUCAUAGACCUCAAUUAAGAAAGAAACACACAAUGCUGAAUCACGAAAUUUAAUGUAGACAAUUUUAAAUAAAACAAUCCCUGAACGUAAAACAAAUAAAGAUUAUUUUUGCUAGCA
Messenger RNA from Megalopta genalis, 1572 nucleotides. RefSeq names its product malate dehydrogenase 2 (gene Mdh2). Gene Ontology annotation, cellular component: mitochondrion; cytoplasm. Gene Ontology annotation, molecular function: L-malate dehydrogenase (NAD+) activity. The record is from RefSeq and is a predicted model, not a curated record. Gene Ontology annotation, biological process: malate metabolic process; tricarboxylic acid cycle. Lineage: Eukaryota; Metazoa; Arthropoda; Insecta; Hymenoptera; Halictidae.